CGGCAGGAUUGUUCCUUCUACAGCACUAAUACGGUGUGUUGCGAGGAUAUCGGAACGCUUCAUUGCACGGUGUUGUGUUGAAGCCAACUGCAGACGAAAAUGUGCAAAUUGAGCUGAAAUGCUCUCAAAUGUCGGCUUCACCAGGCCUUCCAGAUCUGUCGGGGCUGCAUGGAAGUUUUCGAGAGGUACAUUAAGGAGUGGCAUCUCGGCUUCCCCAGCCCGUCAGCUGUCUUCCGUGACAAAGACGCACAAGCGGCGCACUCCUAGCCCAUGCCGCCUAGAGACCACACGGGAUGCGCCGGUUGGCCAAGUGAGGCCACCAUGUUUUCCAGGAGUGAGGACGGUUACGACGAAGGCACAAGGUGAACCGGUGCCGAACGAAAGGACGACCAGCGACAGUCAAGUCGACGAAAUUGUUAAACCACCCCCACCUACCUCAGGUCAAGUCGGGAGCGCGCCAUCAAACGAUCUCCUGUCGAAACAAGUCAGAGCACUCAUGCGUCACGUCGCGCAUCCAGUCACAGUGAUCACUGCUACAGAUAUCUCUUUUAGUCCCAAAGGAGACCCUCGAUCUUGGAAAGGAGCCACAGUCUCAUCUUUCAACACCGUGACACUUGAUCCAGACCCGAUUGUUUCGUUCAACAUCAAAAAGAUUUCGUCAACUUUUCAAGCCAUCGAGAAUUCGGGCCAUUUCGCUGCUCACUUCAUGUCCGGUCUCCAACCACUAUCUGUGAGAAUAGCCAUCAAAUUCUCACGCGGCAAUCAUGCAUCACCUUUCCACAACGUUGACGGAAAGCUAAACGAACACGCCAUAAAGCACAAUGCCCAUACACUCACGGGAAAGCCGCCAGUCUUGCACCACGACUCGAGAGUUGUACCGCUGCGCUUGGCUUGCGAAUAUAUGCCCUCGAAGUUGGUACACAUUGGGGACCAUGUGGUUGUUUUUGGUCGGGUGACGUCGGUGGACUACCCCACGGAGAUGCCUGAGCUGGUCGGUGCAAAAGGCCUCACACCGAUAUUGAGCUAUGCAAACGGUGGGUACGGCCACAAUGGCAGGUUCAAUACGUACCGUAGAGUUCAGCUAGAGGGGGAGAUACCAGAGACUUUACUCGAUCCGAAGACUCGUCAAUAGAAGUGGUGAUGAUGCACUCCCAAAUACACCGAACCCCCGAGCAACGUUUCUCCCGUGGAUGGUUUAUUCAGUCCAGGUAUUGGUGCUCUUAGAGACAGGCUUGGCUUUAUUGCUGUCCAGCGAAGACAUUUGUUAAUUCACGUCUCCUUUAAUAUGGUCUGUUUGGUACUGGACCCGUUUGUACUAUGUAUACUAGCACCCUGAUGUAGGUUUACGACUCAACCUGAGCAGGUGUCAAUGAGCC
Messenger RNA from Exophiala oligosperma, 1376 nucleotides. RefSeq lists its product as uncharacterized. The transcript has a single exon. Gene Ontology annotation, molecular function: FMN binding; riboflavin reductase (NADPH) activity. NCBI's taxonomy places the organism in Eukaryota, Fungi, Ascomycota, Eurotiomycetes, Chaetothyriales, Herpotrichiellaceae. The record is from RefSeq and is a predicted model, not a curated record. The coding region runs from base 119 to 1132 and encodes 337 amino acids.